Messenger RNA from Beta vulgaris subsp. vulgaris (sugar beet), 1974 nucleotides. RefSeq lists its product as uncharacterized. Bases 1 to 1974 code for a protein of 657 amino acids. The transcript has a single exon. Lineage: Eukaryota; Viridiplantae; Streptophyta; Magnoliopsida; Caryophyllales; Amaranthaceae. The record is from RefSeq and is a predicted model, not a curated record.
AUGGUUCACACCCGUUCUACUAAUCAAGGAGCUUUGUUUUUUGAUUCAGAGAUCGAAAGGACGCUCUAUCGGUUGGGAAAGGAAAUUCGGGAUCACUUCCGUGAGUUGCCUUAUUAUAUUGGUACUGAGGAAGAAGAGAUGCCGCCUAGAGCUGAUCCGACAUUGAGGGAGCUUUCUACUCCUAAUCUGGACCAGGCACCAUUAGCCAUUCAAUAUCCAGAGUUUGGGGAGAAUGUUACUUUUGAGCUGAAUUCAGGUCUUGUUCAUUUACUGCCAAGCUUCCAUGGUUUAAAUGGGGAAGAUCCAAUCAAGCAUCUUGCGGAAUUCCAUGAUGUUUGUACUAGUAUGCAGCCACGAGGUGUUACGGAGGAUCAAAUCAAACUGCGGGCCUUUCCUUUUUCAUUGAAGGAUAAGGCUAAUGAUUGGUUCUAUCAUCUAAGCCCCAACAGUAUCAACACAUGGAGAGGGAUGAAGCAAGCUUUCUUGGAGAAGUUAUUUCCUUCAAGCAAGUUAAAUGAGCUUAAGAAGGCCAUUAGCAACAUUGAGCAAGGAUAUGAUGAGAUCCUUUAUGACUACUUAGAGAGGUUUAAGAGGCUCGUUGCUUGUUGUCCCUACCAUGGUUUUGCCGAGAAGGAUCUUGUGCUGUACUUAGUUGCUGGGCUCCUUCUAGAUGAGAGAAGGAUGGUGAAUGCUGCUUGUGGGGGUAACAUUGAUAACAAGACCCCACAACAAGCCAUGGAGCUCAUAAGUGAGUUUGCUGAAAGUUCCCGCACUUAUUCUAAGAGAAAUACCACUCGGGGAGUUAAAGCGACAAGUUCUACAUCAUCUUUGGAGUCGGAGGUGUCCGCCCUUAAGGGAAUGUUCCGGCAAUUUUUGGUGGGUGGUAAUCAACAACAAGUGAAGGCUUGUGGUAUUUGUUCCAACAACGGUCAUCCGACUGAUUCUUGCUCGACUUUGCAAGAGGAAACCCGAGAGGUGAAUGAAGUAGGAUAUCAAGGACAAAGGAAGUAUGAUCCAUUCUCAAACUCUUACAAUCCCGGAUGGAGAGAUCAUCCGGCCUUUAGUUACAAGCAAGGGAAUCCAACUCUUCAAGGAAAUCAGAAUUUUCAACAAGGUAAUCACCCUCCUCCUCACAUGCCACCAUAUCAAGCUCAAGGGAAGUCCUCUAGCUCCAACUCAAUGUCCACCGAGGAUAUGAUCAAGGCCUUGGCUCAAAAUUUGACUACUAUGCAGUCCAACAUGGUGCAAUUUCAACAGGAGACAAGGUCUAGCAUUCACAAUUUGGAAACACAAGUGGGCCAAAUGUCUAGUGUCGUGAAUAAACUUGAGGCCCAAAGUUCGGGGAAGCUACCAUCUCAAACCGAGGUGAAUCCCAAGAGGAAUGUGAGUGCCAUGACUUUGAGGAAUGGCAAAGAGUUGGUUGAUCAAGAGCCCGACAAAAGCAAAGUUGUGGAGGAGAUUGUAACCAAGGAAGAGGAGGUGGAGGUUCUAGUCCCAUCAAAAGAAGCUGAAAAAUUGGUGAGUCCUAGCUCUCACCAAGAGGUAAAAUCUUUUCCGGAUUUCAAACUGGUUCCCCCAUUCCCCGAAGCAUUAAAGGACAAUCGUAAGCUUGAAUCUUCUAAGGAUAUUUAUGAAACAUUUAGUCAAUGUGUCGUAAAUAUUCCUUUGUUAAAAUUGAUAAAAGAUGUGCCUUUGUAUGCUAAGUGGUUGAAAGAAAUUUGUUCCAUCAAAAAGAAGAAAAAUUCAAAAGGGAAGCAAAAGGUGAAGGUUAGUGAACAUGUUUCCGCCGUUUUUCAAAAGAGAAUACCUAAAAAAUGCAAUGAUCCGGGCAUGUUCACUAUACCUAUAACCCUCGGUGACACAAAGAUUGAUAGGGCUAUGCUAGAUUUGGGGGCCUCCAUUAAUGUGCUUCCUUCUUCCUUAUAUGAGUCCAUAGAACUUGGUGAAUUGCUUCCUACUCAUGUUGUCAUAUAA